Alligator mississippiensis (American alligator) is the source of this 9306-nucleotide messenger RNA. It is a transcript of the gene FOXO6, whose product is annotated as forkhead box O6. NCBI's taxonomy places the organism in Eukaryota, Metazoa, Chordata, Crocodylia, Alligatoridae. Bases 1464 to 3326 code for a protein of 620 amino acids. The transcript is spliced from 2 exons. Gene Ontology annotation, molecular function: DNA-binding transcription factor activity, RNA polymerase II-specific; RNA polymerase II cis-regulatory region sequence-specific DNA binding. Gene Ontology annotation, biological process: regulation of transcription by RNA polymerase II. The record is from RefSeq and is a predicted model, not a curated record. Gene Ontology annotation, cellular component: nucleus.
GCGGGCGGCCGGGGGGACCCUGACCCCGGGGCGGGGGCCGGGAUCUCCGAGGGAAGCCCGGCCCGGCCCGGCGCGGCCCGGCGGCGCUAUCUCCCACCAUGUGGUUGGGCUGCCGCCCAGCGGGGCAGCGCGGGGCCCGGGUCCCCCCCGACGGGGGGCCCCCACCAGGUGCCUCGCUCGGGCACUCCCCCGCCUGUCCCCUCCCCUCCCCUCCGCGGGCCCCUCCCCCAGCCCCCGAGGUGCCGCCGGCGCGGGCUGUCGCGGGAGCUGCCGCCGCCGCGCCGGGCGAGGAGGGCACGGAAGAGCCGAGUGGCAGCCGCAGGCAGCAUGGUGCCCCCCGGCCCCGGCGCCGUCCCGGGAGAGAGGCGGAGCGCGGCGGCGGCGCGGCAGCAGCAAGCGGGGUCCGGCAGGUGCUAGGUGCGCGCCCACCUGCUGCAGCCGCGCACGCCGGAGAGGGGCGGGCGGCCGAGCGGGCGCCGCUGGCCCGGAGCCGCGCUCCGCGGAGCCUUGAUUGGGCUUCCCGGCGGCUGCCGCUCAUGCCACUCGGGCGAGCAGUGCGCGGCAAGUGGCAGGAGCUGCCAGUCACGGGCGGGGAGCCUCCCGCCCCCCCCGCCUCCGUCAGGUGCGCGCCGCUGUGAGCAUGCCAGCCCUGGCGCCGCCGCUCCGCCGCGCUCCGGCCGGGCCCGGGGGCCAGAGCCGGGCCUAGGGCAGGGGCAGCGUCGCCGGCCGCCGGCUGCCACAGCGCCGCUUCCCUGCCCGGCACCCCGAUGCCCUGACCGUGCCUCCGGCGGGGGAAGCCGGGCCGCGCUGCACUUGCCACGGGAGCCCCCCCGCCCCGCGCGCCCAGGUGACCGGCUCGGACCCGCGCCCGCCCGGACUCGCCUCCAGCCUCAGGCUUUUCUUUUUUGGGGAAGGACUCGGCCGCCUCCCUCCCUCCCCCGCCCGCCAGCCCGCCCGCCCGCCCGCCGGGCGCUCAUCUGUUGCUGAACGAGCCGCUCCCCCGCCCCACGCCCGCUCCGGCUUCCCUGGAUGGAUGCGGCCGCCCUGCCCGGCUCCCCCGCGCUCUGCCCGCCGCGCUCCUAGUUCCCCGGGAGCUCCGUGCUCCGUCCGACCCGCGCCUCGCCUCGCCUCGCCUCGCCCAGGGCUGGCGGCUGCCGCCGAGCAUGCAGCACCCCCCCCGCGUGAGGAUCCGGCUGGCUGCGAGGUGGCUGGAGCGACCUGCCUCCUAGAUCGCCGGACUUGGGGCCGCUCGCCCGUCUCGCCCCGCGGUCGCGCCCGCCCUCCCCCGUCCCCUCCCUCGCACUCGAGCGCCUGGACCCGGGGACUGGCGGCGCGCCCCCCUUGCCCCCGCGGGCUCCCCCCGCCCCCCCGGGUGUGAAUCCCCGGCUCCCGCUCCCUCUGCCUCUCUCCGGCCGUGUGGAAAUUUACAAUAAGUCCGCGGGGGAGGCGGAGCGGGGGGGAACAUGGAAGAGAAGCUGCAGGCGCAUCAGGUUGAGAUCGACCCGGAUUUUGAACCCCAGAGCCGGCCGCGCUCCUGCACCUGGCCUCUCCCUCACCCCGACUUCCCCGGCGAAGAGGAGGAUGGAGGCGCGGCGGCCGGCGGCGGCGGCGGCCCCAAAGCCCUGGCGGCCGGGGGAGGAGCGGGCGAGGGCGCGGAGAACGCGGGCGCCCUGGCCGAGCGCAAAGCCGGCCCGGCGCUGCCUGCCCUGGGCGCGGACGCUGGACAGCUCCGCAAGGCGAAGACCUCCCGGAGGAACGCCUGGGGCAACCUGUCCUACGCGGAUCUGAUCACCAAAGCGAUCGAGAGCUCCCCGGAGAAGCGCCUCACCCUCUCGCAGAUCUACGACUGGAUGGUCCGAUACGUGCCCUACUUUAAGGAUAAGGGAGACAGCAACAGCUCGGCCGGGUGGAAGAACUCGAUACGGCACAACCUGUCCUUGCACACCAGGUUCAUCCGUGUGCAGAACGAGGGCACUGGCAAGAGCUCCUGGUGGAUGCUGAACCCUGAGGGGGGCAAGACUGGUAAGACGCCUCGCCGGCGGGCAGUGUCCAUGGACAACAACAGCAAGUUCCUGAGGAUCAAAGGGAAAGCCAGCAAGAAGAAGCAACUCCAGGCCACGCAGGAGCGUGGGGAAGACAGCCCAUCCUCCCAGCAGGCCAAGUGGUCCGAGAGUCCUGCAUCCCAUGCCAGUGAUGAGUACGAUGCCUGGGCCGACUUCCGGACGCGGGCCAAUUCCUCGGCCAGCACAAUGAGUGGGCGCCUCUCACCGAUUAUGGCCAACCAUGAGCCAGAUGACCUGGAGGAUGAUGAUGGGACACCAUCCUCCCCACUGAUGUACCCCAGUCCAUCCAGCACCAUGUCUCCCUCCCUGAAUACCAGGUGCUCUGUGGAGCUGCCCCGGCUGACUGACUUAACUGGCACCAUUAACCUGAAUGAGGGGCUCGGGGAGAGCCUCCUGGAUGACCUGCAGGACAACUACAGCAUGAGCCCUUCCCAGCAGCUCCCCUCAGGAGCCCUCAGACAGAGAAGCUCCAGCUUCACCUUCAACUCCAAGUGCUCAACCAUGGGGGCUGCCACCAACACAUACUGUGGGACUAUCUAUAGCCAGCCAGCCAUGAACUUGAUGCGGCGUCUGCCCAUGCAGACCAUCCAGGAGAACAAGCAAGCCACCUUCUCACCCGUCAGCUCAUACAGGAAUGCCUCACUGCAGGACCUGCUGUCCUCUAUCUCCUACACGCACAAAGAGAGCAUGGCCCAGGGUGACCUGCCCAUGUCUCAAGCCAGCACCAUGGUGCAGUCCCGCAGCCACAGACAGAACGCCCUUAUGUGUGGAGGUGGGGAUCAGGGCUUAGCCUCUUACCCUGCCCAUUCUGCCUCCCUAAUGAAGAACAACACUUUGUAUCACCCGUCACCAGCCAGUCACCAUCCUGCUGUCAACAACAGUGCCUUACCUAAUCCUGUCAGCCUUAUGAGCUUGCCUAGUGACACAUGCAGCAUGGCAGCCAUGCCCCAUCAUGGGCAUCUCCAUUCCUACGCUAAUAACCAAGGGGCACAUGUGAGCUUGCUGGAUUCCCUACAGGGCCCCUACCAAGGGGCCAUUCACCCCCCGGUUUUGGGCCAAGACAGGUUCCCAGCAGACCUUGACCUGGACAUGUUCAAUGGCAGCUUGGAGUGUGAUGUGGAGUCCAUUAUUCUUAAUGACUUUAUGGACAGUGAUGAGAUGGACUUUAACUUUGACUCGGCUCUUCCACCACAGAAUGGUCUCAACAUGCCCUCAUUGCCCAGCGCCCCUCAACCCACCAAUCAGAGCUGGGUGCCAGGGUGAUGCCCACCCAGAUUUUCUCCAUCAAGCAGUCACAAGGGGAACAUUGAAACAAACUUUUUUUUCUUUUCUCUUCUGCCUUUAUUUGUUAAGACAGGCUAGAGCCAUCCGUUUAAACUUGAGAUCAACACUAAACACAAACCAUAGGUAAAACAUCAAUACAGGCAUAGGACACAGCCCCAUCCAUUUCCAGGUACAGUACUGCUGGGUGCUCCAGACAAGCCACCUCCAGAAUCUGCUGGAGAGCUGCAACUCCCAUACCAGCUUCUAGACCUCACGCUGUAAAAAUAAGAGAGAGCAGACAGGCAUGGGUGCAAAGGGCAGCCUUAUUCAAUCCAGACUGGUUAGGCAGGUUCCCUAGCUCACUGUGCCAUUUGUGAAGUUCCUUAGCAAGUCAGGCUGGGUGUCUGGGUCCAAAGGGAUUUCCAUUUGUUGGGAUAACCUUUCCAAAUUGCCCACAGUGGUGGCUCACCCGUUGCUGUAUGCUGCCACUUGAUUUGAUUUCCCCUACUCUUUACAUCUGCUAGCCUUGUGCUGGGUGGGGGAGCCUGCUGUAGAUGUAGUGUCCUGUAGCAGGGUACCUUAAUCGGGUCCACCCCCCCACCCCCCGCCCCUUUAGAAGGGCUUGUUUUAAUCUGAGCAUCUUCAGACACUUAAGUACCAAUUGCAAGUAAAAUGAUCUCCUCUACUCAAGGGAGGCUCACCACAUUAGCAAGACCCCUUGCUGUGUGUCAACUAAAUCAGCUGCAGUCUGCAGCCCCUUCCACCCACCAAGUCCAUACAAAAAUUAUGGAUUUCCUUGUACUGCUUAAAACAUGUUUGGUUACCUGAUGGCAAGCUGGUGAGCAAGCGAAAGCCUGUGAACUGUGUAGAUCUAGCAGCUGGUACAUGUUGGCAGCACCCACGUACAUGGGGCCUGCUCCAAAGUUGGCUUCUGGCUUCUGAUCUCAGCCAACUUUGUGGAUGGCCACAUUUUCAGCCUUGGUGCCUGCAAGAAAAACACCAAUAACUGGCAAGUUGCCUGUAUAAUGCACAUGUGUGCACAAGCAAAGCAGGUGCUUUACCAUGGCUGCACACUCAAAUACCUGUUCUUUGGGCCCACUGUACUGUGCUAGGAGCUGGCCCUGUGUUGGGUGCUCUGCUAGCCUGGCCCCUCUACUCCAGACUGGCUGAGAGGAGGUCAAAGAUAGGGGCUUAUUUAUCUGAUUUCAUGCACUCUCUUGCCAUGGAAUAAUAAUAUGGUUCGAAAAGCAGCUAGAGGAGAGCUCUGCUGAGAACUGCCUUCUGCUCUCAGACCGGUGACAGGGUAAAUGAAUGGACACAGACAUUGUGGGUUCAUAUCAGGAGUCUGCUCCAGCCACAGUGUUGAGAUCUGGAGGUGGGACUAGCUCAGGGGGUCUUGGCUCUGGAAGCAUUUCAAAACUUGGGUCUGGAUUGCAAUGUGAAAUGGCUCCAGAAUUGGGGCAGCUCCGCUCCAGGGUCUCCGGCUUCUCUAUGUCCCCUUGGAGGGGGCUUAGGGUUCUAAUGUUUCUACUGCCAUCCUGCACUUUAGUAUUGUGCCCCUGGGUUUCCACAUUAGUUUAACCUAUGUUACCAUUCCUGCCCCAUGGGUUACUGUGCUGGGUCUGGGCAGGUUGCCAUAAAGCUUGAACCUGGGGACUGCCAGCCUAUGGCAGUGAGUGAGAGAGAGAGGCAGGUGCUCGCCAAUCUCAGAAGCCCCCAAGGUAAAAUAUUGGGUUCUAACAGUGUAAGCCCAAGGGAGGGACUGCUUUGCACCUGGGCAAAUGCUGCCAUAGGCACAGGACAGCUGAGCUGGCCCAGUAGGCAACAGCAGUUCAAAGAGCACAGGGAUGCUAAGCAGGGGAUCAGCUUUCAUGGGGAGGGGAGGGUCCUCCUCACAUUCAGCAAGAAUGGUGCCAGCCCAGUGCUUCUGGGCUGGGGCCCAAUGGGGACUCUGAAUGGGGCCAGCCAGCCUGAUAAAGUCUUAGCUGGGGGGGGAAAGCAGCAGUAAUACUGCUGGAGCUGGCCACUGAGGGUGCUGGUGAUAAAAUUAAAGCUGUGCAGAACUUCCAGCUUCCUGACCAGUGCAGGCCUGAGCCCAGCCUGCCCAGAGCCGUGUCUAAGCACUGCAGGCAGCAUCUGCCUCCAUACUGAGUCAAACUUACACCCGGUCCAAGUGUUGCAGCCUGAGCUUCCCCAUGCAGUUCCCUGUGGCCCUAGCUCUGGUGCUGAGCUUCAAAAUGAAAUGGAGUUCCUGGAUCUGGUGCCCAGCUCCUGCAAACUCUACUGAGGUUUGCUUUGGGUUUUCCAGUCCAGUUGACACUGAACCUGGCACAAGCUGGGUGAGGCUGCCGGAUCACCAAAGAGCCCAGGAGAGCCAUAACCAUUAGAUGCCAAGGUGGCAAAGUGCCUCAUCAUUAGGGACCAGGGACUCCCUGACUCCAUGGGGCUGCCUGGCUGUAGCUAUGAUGAAUCCUUCCCCAUGGGCCUGUGUCCCCUUCAGUGUGGAAAGGACACUUUUGGUCCAGGGCUCCAAGGCUUGCGAUCUAGAUUCAGGCUUACCUGGUUCUGAACAGACAGAGAUCCAUGGAACUGAGUACAACAGGUGGGUUGGAGUCCUGACUCUGAUGCCAGGGGAGGGCUGCCUUCCCUAGGGGAUUGGCUCCCCUCUCCACCCUGAAGCUCGCUCUUCUUUCUCUCAUGUAUGUCACUGGCUUUUCCAUGAGUCCCCAGGGCUCCUCUAGGAACAGAGAAAGAAUUCAUUCAUUACCAACUGAUUAUUUUUUUCAGUCCCAUCCCUUUUCCAUUCCCUUCUCCCUGCCCUCAGCAUUAUCUCAUGUGCAUCAAGGUCCAGGCAACAUGUCCCAGUCGUGGCAGCUGCUUCUUGCCUGGGGAAAGGCAGUACCCUGUGGGCGGGCAUAUCCAGUUGUCCCCCUUACCCAGUGAGGUUCCAUCUGGUACCCAAACUGCCCAACAUGUUUGCAGUGGAUAAUCACAAGGAAGCCCCAUGUACCAUUGAUCACCUUUGCUCCAGGUACAUAGCAGUCGUAGUCUAUUUAUAAAGACACUAAAGGUUAAUUAAUUAUGUUUACAUUGUUUGAUCAUGUACAGAAUUUAAUAUAUUCUAUGAUAUAUAAUCUUUCUUAAAUGCUUUUUUUUAAAAAAAGUUACUAUUUUGUUGAGAAAAUUAAUUCAUUCAUUUUAUACAUUCAGAUUUCGUUUUCAGACACAUUUGAUUAGUCAAAAACAGAAAUUAAUAACAACAAGUGGUUACUUAAUACCCUGCCAUGCACCCGGGGGGUGGGGUGGAGGUGCCAAGGACUGUCAGCUAGGUGCCUGGCACCUUUGACUGACCUCCUUGCCAUGAUGAUGCUGGAGACUGAGGGCUGGGGCCCCUUACAAGUGCUGUGAGCAUUUGGGUGUGGCUGUGUCCUAACUGUCCUUCCAUGCUUGGGGCAAAAGGGAAGGGAUCUAGUUUCUUCCAGACAGGUGAUCUUCCAGACAUGCAUCUAACAGCACAAUAGAGGGCAGAGGCAUUCAGAGAUGUGCCACCUGCAGGUAGCAUUAUGGUCUCUGCUGACACUGGCCAGGCACUUGGGGCCUCUGGUUAUUUUGUAGGAAGGCAGAUUGAUGGAUACAUCUUUGGUGGCUGGGCAGGUGGCAUGGGUUGUCACAGUCCAUGCCCAGCUUGGCUUUGCCUCAAGUUCUCUGUUCCUUUUGGACACUCUGAUUUUUGCUUUUGCUGGUGGGGAGGGGAGCGGGGAGGAGAGGGGCAGCAUGGGGAGAAUCCGAAAUACUGGAGGUAAACUCUACCCAUCUGUCUGAAUCUGGCUGCUGUGUAACAGGCAUCCUGACACUCAGCUGGCUUAGGUCUGUGGCCUGGCUCUGCCCUGUGCUGGUACAGUUUCACUAGGAUGCUUGGAGCUGAGCAUCAGGGACUUCAUCCGUCUUAGACUAGCCCCUGCUCCCUCCAAACCUUAGUUACUGGCUGUCCCUGCUUUCUACCCCUGCUACACACUUCCUAGAGUGCAUUGCUGAUGGGUAAGGGGAACAUUUGAGCUUACACCUGGCAGUAAACUUUCCUCUUUGAGUAAAGGGGAAGAGGAACGCGGAAGCCCCUGGCAGGUCUGGAGAGCCCCUUGGCCACACUUGGUCCUGAGCCAUCCUAUAGCACUGAGAGGUAGCUGCAUCAGCAGCGGGGUGAGGCGGUAGUAAGAGAAAAGACCCCUCUCCUGUGCCUCCCAGGCCUGCCAUGCUCCUCCCCACUCAUCCUGUCCUCCUUCCCUGCCCCGCAGUGUGUUUGACCUGGGAAUCCACCCCCAGGCACGUCUUAUUGCAAAGGUGUCUUUGUGGUUCGUGACCGUGGGGUUGUUGUGUGUGCGGUGGAGUCGUGUUGGUAAGCGUCGUGUAUACCGUCAUUGUGCAGUGCAAGGGGGGGCUGGGCAGUGGGUGGAGAGCUGGGCAGGUCAUUUGGUCACCUGAGAGAGCCCAGUGAUGCCUGAGUCUCCAGGGAAGGACCUGUUCAGCUUCAGGUGUGUGAAGAUGAUGUUAGGUAGAGGGCUGGGACCAGCUGGAGUGGAAGCCAAAAUGUAGCAAUGGUUUAGAGGUGACUUCUGCAACACCUAGGGCAGGACAGACAGGUGGCCCCAGGAGAUUGGAAGGGAGUGCAGCAGGCAAGAUAGGGUAGGGCCUGUGUGCAUGGGGCUAGGACGGCUCAGGGACGGGGAAAGAAGAGAUGUUGAGUGCCAUAGCAUCAGGGAUGCAGGUGGGGGGAGGGUGAAAAAAUGAAGGGUCACUUUGGAAACAAAAAUCCAUCUCUGGGUUGGCCUUUCCCAAAUUCUGUGGCUCAUGCUCUCCAGGAUGGUCUGAGGCCAUCUGUCUGCAGAUUACACCCAGUACCUGGGGGUGGAAAAUUGCUCCCCUUGGCAGAGCUGCAAGUCAUUGGCCAAGGCUCCCCAGACUCAAUCAGUUUGCAAGGGUCUCCCAACAACCCUCAUAAGCAGGCAGUUAUAAGGUGCUUCUUGGCUUGCCCCAAGCAGCCAUGCAGGCCGGGCCCAAAGUGGCCAGAUGCUUUUACCUCAUGUUGACUGCAGGGAAGACCAGGUCUGGGAAGGUCAUGAGCUGGCCAUGCUGUCUUCUACGCUGUGCCUGACCAGAGGAGGGAACAACUAUACUUAGCCUGGACUAGUUCACUGCUCUCUGUCAUGAUGAGGACAUGGCAGUUCUCUGCCCACAUGAGGCAUUAUCUGGACAUGGGAUCUAGUCUGAACAAUAGUUGUAGCAUACCUGGAGCCAAGGAACCAGUUCUGCAGCCCCACAUAGUAGACCCCAGGAGCUUGGCUUUUAACAUUGCGGGAAGCACAGGGAAGGGGCAGGUUGGGUCUUAGUUUUCACUGCUUUGAGUUGGAGAAAUCUGCGGCUGAUGUUCAAGUUUUAUUUUAAAUUCUCUCUCUGGAAAUGACUUCCAGACCACAGGCUACAACCCCUCCCUUGUAGGAAGCUCCUCUUCUGGUCAUGGCCAUCCAGACCAUAGCCUGCCAGCUCAUUCCAGUGAGGAUGGAAGCCAUGUCUGUCCCCCUCUGCCUAAGUACAGCUGUUCUGCCUAGAACUUCAUACCCUAGUCUCUCAGAUCAGCUCCCUUGGCUUCUGGUGGUCCCUGGCUGCAGUGACCCCGACACUACCCCAGACAAGGAGCGAUCUGGUAGAGGAGAAGGCUCUACGGAGAAGGGAGGGUGCUCUGGAGUGACCAGCUCCAGCAGUUUGCUUUAUACAGAUGUUUUGGUUCAUUCUUUCCCUCAUAUUUAUAACUGUACAGACUUGGGGGGAGGGUUUCUGACAGGCUGUUAUCUCUCACCGCACAUAUAUUGUAGGCGAUGUAACCUUCUUGAUUGUGCUAUUAGAGUUUGUGUAUGUGGCAAUGUAAAGAACUGUGUAUAGUGCAUUGUACAGCAUAUUUUCAUGAAUAAAAUUGUUUUAAAUAUUA